AUGACCACUCUGGAAACUCUACCUGACGAAAUAUUUUUGAUUAUUUUUCGUUACUUACAUAAAAUGGAUUUACUCUAUGCUUUCUCAAAGCUCAAUUCACGUUUUGAACAAUUAAUUACACCAUGUUUCUAUGAAAUGAACUUCACGAGUCAGAAUCCAACCCUCUGUUAUCCGUACAAGCCAUACUUGCGAUUUAUUGAUUAUGUUUUCAGUCAACAUGGACGUAAGAUUUGUUUACUGAAACUUGGUAGUGAACUUCAGUCAAAGUUGUUGCACCGUCGAAUCACACAGUUUAUCAAUUUGGAAUCAGUGGAGCUAAUUAAAUCUUAUGAAAACAAUGAUUCUGACGAGUUUCUCAAAAUAUUACUAUCGAUACCAUCGCUUUCUCAUUUGAAACUAACAAUAAAAAAUGAUGAUAUGCUAAAAACGAUCGUCACCCAAGCAACGUCAAAUUUAACGACACUUCACUUCGUAGAUCUACCCGAAUUUCAAAUUGCUGAUAGUUGUAGGAAAUUAAUUCAUGUCAAACGUCUCUUCGUUAGUCUGCGUGAUUACUGCAAUAGAAAUCUACCCAUGCUCUUUACAUUAAUACCAAAUUUGACCGAGGCAAACUUGGCAAUAAAACAAUUUCGCUUUAACAGUUCCUUUUCUGCAAUUCACCUAAAAAAGUUACACAUUGAAAAACGGAAUUUUUUUCCAACAGAUUACGAUGAACUUCAGGAAUUUCUUAGCAAUUUUAUUCAAGCUCCACUAGUUAAAUUCACUUUAAUUCUAUUCGAUGCGACUAGAGAUUUCGGAGAUUUUGAUAAACUAACCGCUCUAGUACGUCAUUUUCCGUAUCUCGAAAGUUUCCAUUAUUAUAUAGAAAAAUCGGAUGAACCAGAUACAAGAUUUUUGCCUCAUGUGGAACACGUUGAGGGUAAAUACAAUAGAUACGCAUUCUUCACUGAACCCAAAUCACAGCCAUUUGAUUAUGUUCGGAAAAAUCGACAUUUAUCGGCUUAUCUUCAAUUUACUCAGCUCAGGGACAUAAACGACUUUCGUACUUGCAAAUCAUUGGAAAUCGAUUAUGAUUCGUUACGGUUUCGUCUAACUCAUUUAUUUAAAAUCGUAAAAGACUUGACUAUAUUGGAAAACUUGACUAAAUUGUCGCUCAACUGCAUGUUUCGAUGGCAAGGCAAAGACCAUUAUUUAUAUCCAUUAGUAGAUACCGAUGAAUAUUCUUUCUUACGAUGGGUGUUAAGAAUAUCACCGAAAUUGAAUACACUGAGUGUUUGUACCGACUGUACAAAAGAUAUUAUACAAGAAUUACGAAAACUCACGUCAUCACAAACUUCAUCGAGAAUUAUUCAUUUUCAUGCAGAAGACAUUGCUAAGUAUUCAUGUACUUAUCAUUCGACUUUCUUCAAGGAACUAGCUGAAUUGUAUCCGUCUCUGAAAACUUUGAGUUUUAUCUGUAAUGAUGAAUAUCGAAAGAAGUUUCCCGAAACUUUGCUGGAGUUUAUUGUUACUAUGCGCAAUUUGUUUCCGAAGUUAGUAUGUAUGACUUUAGGGAUCAUAUAUCAGAUGGACUUGGAUAGGUAUAUGAAAACAUUAGAUCAAAGCGGCUUGGUUGGAGAAUCAUUAUCCUAUGAAGUGAUAAUGUCUUAUCCUCAUAGGAGAAGAACAAAAAUUGUUGGUUUGAAUAUUUGGGUAUAA
Messenger RNA from Adineta ricciae, 1698 nucleotides. NCBI's taxonomy places the organism in Eukaryota, Metazoa, Rotifera, Eurotatoria, Adinetida, Adinetidae. The record is from the annotation of a GenBank genome assembly.